AUGCCGUUCAGGAAUGCUUGUCGUCUCUUUGUGGGUGUCAUCAUUUACAUCUCAGAGCUGCAGGUAAAGGUGAUUCCUGCCACAGAGGGACAGACAGUAACACUGAUGUGCAGCAGCUGUCCUCUGACUGAAAAGCCUGCAGCCUACAUCUGGUACAAGAACAGAGAGUUUCUCUAUGAGGACUGGUCUCCCUGGUACCAAGAGCUGCUCAGCAGUGAGGAAGCAGUCACAUACUCCUGUGCUGUCAAAGGCUACGAGGAUCUCAGAGCCCCUGAAGUCUCUGUGGAUUCCAUCACAGCAACCUGCUUCAGUGUUACUUAUGCUUAUGGAGACAUGUGUUCUUAUAAACAGACAUCAGUGGAUGAGCCGUGCUCCAUCACAUAUCCCAGAGAGCUUCAUGUUCAAAGGACUUCUUCCAUUUCUGGGUUUGUUACACUGGCUUGUAGUACAAGAUGUAACCUGACAGACCCUCAGACUACCUACCUCUGGUACCACAACAAACAAAACUAUUAUGAGAAUCAACAUUAUUCAGUUCAAAACUCUUCAAGAGGCACAUUUUCUUGUGCAGUUAAAAGCCACAAACGUCUUCAAUCUCCAGAAGUUUGUGUUCAGGAUAAAAACUGCUGGAGAGUGAAUUACGUCAGCAGGAGAAUCUGUGCUCUGGAAGGAUCUUCAGUGAACAUCACAAGUGAAUACUCACAUCCUGAUAACAUGAAGCCAGAGUUUAAAUGUUGGAGUAAAAAAUGGAGAAAAGAUAAAGUGGAAGUUGAAGAGCUGAUUGAGGCUGCAGGUCGUGUGGAGUAUCAGGACAACAUGAAGAACCAACACAUCCUGACCAUCAACAACCUGAAGAAGAAUGACUCAGGAGGAUACACAUUCAGAUUCAACAAAGAUCAUGAAGGAUGGACACAAUCUGAUCUGCCUGGAGUCUUUUUGAUUGUCACAGGAGGCACCCAGAAGGGCACUACCCUUUUCUGGCUGAGGACUGUGGCCUCAGACUUAGAGGUGUUUAUCCUCACUCCCGCCUCUUCAAACUCGGCUGUGAACCACUCCAGUGGAAGCCUUCCACCACUUGGUUACACAUAG
Pelmatolapia mariae (spotted tilapia) is the source of this 1086-nucleotide messenger RNA. RefSeq lists its product as uncharacterized. The transcript has 6 exons. NCBI's taxonomy places the organism in Eukaryota, Metazoa, Chordata, Actinopteri, Cichliformes, Cichlidae. The record is from RefSeq and is a predicted model, not a curated record. The coding region runs from base 1 to 1086 and encodes 361 amino acids.